AUGGACUCUGUGUUUUGGGCUCUAGAGGUUGCCGUGCGUUGGGUUCGUCUGAAGAUCUAUCAGUAUGAGGUCACAUUUGCCGUGUACAUGCUUACUCCCACCGAAAAAUUUAUCUUCAACUUCCUCCUCUUUUCCCUCAUCACGAUGCUUGUUACCGGCGCCUACGUCUACCUCCCCGAUCACGCCAGGGCAAUCUAUGGUCACCUUUACUACUACUGGGUCGGGGAGCGUCCUUUCAUUCCAACCGAUAUUCCGCUUGUAAGCUCGGGGCUCGAGACCGGCUCCCAGACCUUGGAGAUUAUGUACGAGACGGCGAAGAACGCGGCUACGACGAUAAUGAGACGCAUUGCCUGA
Monascus purpureus is the source of this 354-nucleotide messenger RNA. Lineage: Eukaryota; Fungi; Ascomycota; Eurotiomycetes; Eurotiales; Aspergillaceae. The record is from the annotation of a GenBank genome assembly.